AGCCAAAGCAAAGGGGGCAGAAGUAUAGACCCGAUUGCGAAGAAAUAAAACCCUAACCAUCUCCGUUUGGUACUCCGAUCAAUUGCAGCCAUGGCGGGAAGAGAAGUUCGAGAAUAUACCAAUCUCACCGAUCCUAAAGAUAAGAAAUGGGGUAAAGGUAAGGAUAAAAUUGAUGACGAAGAAAUCGCUUUCCACCGCAUGGUUUCCAAGGGAUCUUGGCGUUUCCUACUGGGUGAUUAAUAUGUUCAGAUGCAAGAUGUUUCUGGGGAACGUGGAGGUUACCUUCAUGGAAGAGGCGCCCUGGACAGUGAUGACUUGCUGUAUCUCAAGGAACAGAUGGAAGCUGAGGAGGAUGCAGAACGUCUUCUGCGUCGCACUGAAAAGCGUGCUUUUCAAGCAUUUAAGAAAGCUGUUGCUAACUCGUCACCUGCAUUACUUCCUCUGCCACUUCGUGUUGAGCCCAAACCCAAGAGUGGGAUCAGGCAGCAAGAUUUACUAAAAAGAGUUGUAGAAGUCAAAUCCAAGAAGCCAACAGUUCCUAACUCAUCCAAUGGGAACAAUUCCCCUGUAAUUCCAAGUGCACAGGCUAUGCCAAGUGGCAAGUCUGGUGCUGAUAAUAAGGAGAUAGAAACUUUGCCGGUCAGGUCAAGUGACGCUGGUGAUAGAAAGAUAGAUAAUCCAGUAAAAAUCUUGCUCUCAGUAUAUGACAGUUCUGAUGACGAUGAUGACUGAUUUUGCAAGGAUUUAUCAGUUUAUGAUGUUUAAUUUAGUGUUAGAAUUAAGUAUCAUCAAUCGUGGGUCGAAUCAACAAACAUCAUUAGUUGUUCUACUAUGCACAUUUUGAUCAGUGCCCCUGACCUGGUUGCUUUAAACAUGGUUACUGUUGAUUGACUUCAAACGAUUGAGCAGGAAUCUUCAUCUGUGUGCAGUGUGCUGUAAAUUACUGAUUACAUGGAUUGUCGGUGCUACUAUGUUGCAAUUUGUUUGUUAACUGAAAUGCUAAGUUCACCUUUGGAUCAAAAACUUAAAUUGUAAUGCUGAGUGGACUAGAUAGUGCAAUAUAUAGUACUUUGGUAGUUUACUACUGAAAAUUGCAAGAAAA
Messenger RNA from Solanum pennellii, 1102 nucleotides. RefSeq lists its product as uncharacterized. The coding region runs from base 250 to 732 and encodes 160 amino acids. The record is from RefSeq and is a predicted model, not a curated record. Lineage: Eukaryota; Viridiplantae; Streptophyta; Magnoliopsida; Solanales; Solanaceae. The transcript is spliced from 6 exons.